This is a messenger RNA of Aegilops tauschii subsp. strangulata, 1401 nucleotides long. RefSeq names its product transcription factor IBH1-like 1. The record is from RefSeq and is a predicted model, not a curated record. Gene Ontology annotation, biological process: regulation of DNA-templated transcription. Gene Ontology annotation, molecular function: protein dimerization activity. NCBI's taxonomy places the organism in Eukaryota, Viridiplantae, Streptophyta, Magnoliopsida, Poales, Poaceae.
UUGUCUUUGAUGGUGGUUUGUGUGCUGCUGCUGAGAGGAGUUGAUCACUAUGGAUGGCCUUUAUUUUUUUUUCUUACUUUUUUUGUUUUCUUUUUCAGACUGUGUGCAUCUUUGCGAUAUUUCGUUGAUGUAAAGGCCGUGUGUAAUUAGUAUCUUCAUGAUAUUAAUAUAUAUUUUUUGCCGAAAAAUGUAUGAUGUUAUUUUCGUGAUAUUAAUAUAUUUUCUUUGUCGAAAAAUGUAUGAUGUUUUGCGUUGCGUGCAUGUAACGCCCGUACCAGCCAACUCCUCUACUUUUCAAACCAUUUUACUCGAUAAACACUGGGGAAUCUAUGUACACCAUUAUGAGCUUGGGAGACCUUAAGCAUGUGGACAUCUCAAGCCGUACUUGUCCGUUCUACGUCCAUGCUUAGUGUACGACAACACAUCAUCAUCACGGAAGAAUAUGAGCACACGCCUGCUUGCUGUAUUAAGGCGAUCGCCGACAGCAUGUACAUCAUUGAGAUUAGGAUCUUGGUGACACCACAUGCCGAAGACUAGUCUUAUUUAAGCAGCAGGAGCGCCCCUGUUUCUAGUACCUAUCCAUCGACAUUACUAUUACUUACCACCGGCAAGUACAUCUGUACUUGACUCUGCUCAAGCAAACACACAGAACAUAAAACCAAUGCAAGGCCCUAACACAAGCACCAAGUCCUUCAAGCAAGCAUUCCUCAAGAACCUCCUCUUGGGCCUCCAGCUCCAUGCACGUACGAGCACAUCCUUCGGCAGCAGCGCCAUGAACCUCCACGAGAGGAAGCUCGCCGUCAAGUUCUAUGCCAACGUCGCCAUGGCGGCCGCGCGCUGUGCCACCCGCACCGACGCAAGGUGGCCCAGUGCCAUCUUAGCCUCCGAAGCGGGCGCCUCACCAUCAUCCGGCGCGUGCAAGAUGCAGAGGUGCAGGACAAUCGUGAGCAGGUGCUGCCGGCGGAAGAGGAGCUGGAUUAGAUCAGGUCGUGCUGGUGCUGGCGCUGUUGCGAGGAGGCUGUUGAGGACGAGGACUAUGGCGCUGAGGGACGUGAUACCGGGAGGCCGGGACGCCGCCGUUGACCAGGCCACCCUGCUACGCGAGGCCAUGGACUACGCGGUGCACCUGCGCGCUCAGGUCGACGUGCUCCGCCACUUAUCGGAAGCCGUGCAAAGAUCCAGCUCCAUCUCUCGGCAGGGUCAGCAGUGAUGCUUUGGUCUCGGUGCGCACUUACAAAGGGGCAUGAUUAAGUAUGUGGUAGUGUUGUGCCAGUGCCUCUGCAGUAAGAAAAACAUUCUCCAAGAUGAUCAGGGAGGAAACAGGCACAACUUUGCCCUGAGCAGAGCGGUGAAGAAAUAUAUAGAUCAGGAUUUGCCUUGUUCUUCUAGGCGGUCAGAUUG